Molecule: messenger RNA, 3099 nt
Organism: Brassica napus (rape)
Lineage: Eukaryota; Viridiplantae; Streptophyta; Magnoliopsida; Brassicales; Brassicaceae
Exons: 2
Coding region: 1-735 (244 amino acids)
Molecular function (GO): S-adenosylmethionine-dependent methyltransferase activity
Source: RefSeq, a predicted model, not a curated record
AUGGGACAUAAGACUAUUGAGUGUCGCAACAAGAUCAAAGAUGAGAAGCAUCAAACGAAUCUCACUGAGGAGGAUCUCGUUGCAAUGGUGACUGAGGUCAACAUGGUUGAAGACCAUACUAGCCCUAACUUUAUCUCUCCCUCUCUCUCUCGCGAUCCUCUUCUCUUCCUCUCUCUUUCUCUCGAUCUUUUUUCUUCUUCUCUGCCUCCGAUUCACCGGAGAUCCACCGUCUCUCCUCCUUCUCCUCCGUCCCUAACCAAGGCUUGGACGUCGCGUCUCUCCUCCUUCUCCUCUUACUUCCUCCGAUUCUGCAAUCUCGGGUUGCUUCGCAACCACACCAAAGCUCUCUGCCUCUCCGCUGGCGCCGGACACGCUCCGAUGGCGAUGGCCCAGAUCGGGUUAUCUGACGUUACCGCCGUGGAGUUGGUGGAUUCACUUCCUCUCGUGAGAAGAGCUGAUCCUCAUAACCUUUCUUUUUUUGACGGUGCGUUUGAUUUCGCGUUUACUGCGUAUCUUGAUGAUGCUCUGUUUCCGUGGAGGGUCGUGGAGGAGAUGGAGAGGACGGUGAGGCGAGGCGGGUUUUGCGUGGUGGCAGUUGAUGAAUGCGGUGGGGAUGAUGUUAGGGAGAUUGCUAGACUGUUCUUGAAGUCUAAGCUCGUUGAUGUUGCUAAUGUAACCAUAGAAGGAUCCAAAAGGACUAGUAUACUACUCAAAGUUCAAGACUUUAAGACAUGACUGACUCUGUUUUUGUCUUAUCAAUGUUUGGUUUUUUAAAGUUUGUGCAUUAUAUCUAAUCCUUUUAUAUAUGACUGUGUUUAUCUUAUAUUGCAUGCCUUCUACUGAGUUUGAUUCUAAAGAUUGAUUAAGACUCUGCGCACGCUGGUUCAAAAACUCUCAAGCACUUCUAAGCCUCAUUGCAUCUUUACAUAGCAUAUAUUGAAUAACUAGGCUAAUAACCUCUUAAGAGGUGCUACUUGUUUCUGGAACAGAAGAUGUCUCCUCCGGCUGAGCCUCACUGGCUGUAGUUUCCGGCAGUGAAGUUUCUUGCCGAGCCACCGGUGGAGCUUCAGUGAGGAUAGGAUGGAUGAAACCUUUAGCUUCCUUCAUCUUCUGAGUCUCUUUGUAAAUGACAGGAACGAACAUGGAAGAGGCUCUAUUGGUCCUAGGAUGGAUGAAACUGGCCCUUAUCUUCCCACCGAGAAGGUUGAUCAAUUGCAAAGUUCUGAUACAAGGGAAAGGAAGGUAGUCUUGCUGCAACUUGGGCUCUAGCUAAUCUAUAUUAUCUUGCAUGUUAGAAACCUCUUAUAAGGGUUUAUAAAACCAUUUAUAAGAACUUACAAAUCAUUUAUAAGGUUUUAUAAAUAUAUUUAUAAAAGUUUAUGAAUCUGUAUAUAAGGGUCUAUAAAAAUAUUAUAAGAGUUUAAUAUUCUUCAUACCACAAUUUAUAAGAGUUAAUAAAUCUUUUUCAAGAGUUUAUAAAUCUUUACAAAACUUUAGAAGUAAAUAUUCAUAAAGCUAUUAUAAUUGUCUAUAAUUCUAUUAUAAAUGUUUGUAAAUUAUUUAUAAGAAAUAAAAGAUUAUAAUGGUUUAUAAAACAAUUAAUAAGACUUUAUAAUAGUUUAUAAAAUCAGUCUAUAAGGCUUUCUAAAUAAAUUAUUAAAGUAUAAUUCAUUAUUAAGAAUUUAUAAAAUCAGUCUAUAAGGCUUUAUAAGGAUUAUAAAUAAUUUAUAAAUGUUCCUAUAAAUUAUUUAUAAACCUUUAUAAAAUCACUUAUAAGAAUAUACCAAAUAUUUAUAAGGUUUUAUAAAAUCAUUUAUAAAUAUUUAGAAAGGUAAUUCAUUUAUAAAGUCUUAAAAAUCAUUUAUAUGAAAAUAUAUAAACUUUUUAUAAGGGUCUAUAAAUCAUUUAUAAGAUUUAUUUAAAAUUAUAUAAUUACAAAGUUUUUUUUCGUGGAACAAAAGACUGUCAUGGAAGAUCAGAUCCAAUUAAAGAAAUACAGUAAUGAAUCGUUGAAAUUGUACUUGUUGAUUGAUGUUAUGGUUUUGGUUUUUGCCUUAGCUCCAGUGGAUGGAGGAGCCAACUCUGCUUGUCACUCGAUUCGAGUAUGCAAGUAUGUUCCAUACCGUGACAGAUUGGUACAGCGCUUAUGUUUCCUCUAGAGUCACUGGUUUGCCUAAUCGUCCACACGUUGUUUUCGUCCAUGGACACUGCACGGUACACUCCUCUUCUUUUUAGUUACUUUUCGUUAGAUGAAUCUAGUAGGAGUUUUCAUGUCCAUGUUGUGAAACAUUUUAUUGCAGACGCAGCUGGAAGAAACAUGGACGGGUUUGUUUUCAGGGAUCAGAUACGCAAAGAACUUCACCAAACUGGUUUGUUUCCGCCACACCAUUCUUUCACCGUUGGGAUACGAAAUCACGCUUUUCAAUGGCUUGUCCGGAGAGAUUGACUGCAACGGAGAAUCACCUCACAGUUUGUGGCUAGACCCUGACAACACAAAAACCGCGAGGCUCUCAGAGGUGGUUUCAUUGCUCAAAUGCCUACGCUAGUAGCAGAUUUUCCGGUUAUGGAUGCUUCUAUGAGCUUAUCGAUGGAUGCUAUAAUAAAUAGGUUAGGCAUCCAAAUCGGCCGUAGUCAUUAGAUGAAAGCUAUUUACAUGGAGAUGCAUUACGAUUUAUAAGCCUUUAUAUAUAAUUUUAUGGUUUCUUUUCAAUUUAAAUAAUUUUAUAAGGUUUUAUAAGUUAUUGAUAAUAUUAUAUUCACUGUUUAUAAGACUAUAUAAAUUAUUUAUAAACCUUUAAAGUGAUAUAUAAACAUCUUAUAAAUGAUCUAUAAAUCAUUAUAAAUGAUUUAUAAACCAUUACAAAUGAUUUUUAAUAUCUUAUAAACAAUUCAUAAACCCUUAUAGUAAUGCGUAAACCCUUAUAAAUGAUUUUAAAUGGUUUAUGAAUUUUUAUAAGUGAUAUAUAUACCUCUUAGAAAGGAUAUAUAAAUCAUUAUAAAUAACUUAGAAACCAUUACAAAUGAUCUAUAAAUCCUUAGAUUAUUUAUAAACCUUUAUAAAUUAUAUAUAAUUCCUUAUAAAUAAUUUAUACACCAUUA